AUGUUUAGCAAAUUAGUGCUCUUAGGUUGGGCGGCGGCUUGCGUCUUUGCGGCACCGCCGGUGGAUGUUGUUCCUCUCGAAAAACAACAGCCCACGGUUAUUCCUAUUGUUUCACAAUCCGAUGAAGUGGACGCCAAUGGAACAUACAAAUUCAGCUAUGAAACCGGAAACGGCAUUAAACGCGAAGAAACUGCCUACGAGAAAGUUCUACCGAAACUAGAAGGGCGGUCCGCGAGCAGUAACGAGGGAGGCGAGAGCGACGAAAGCGAUGAGAUUCACGUCCAAAGAGGCUCCUACUCAUACACUGCCCCUGAUGGAACUGUCAUCAGUGUAAGUUAUAUAGCUGAUGAAAACGGCUUUCAACCAAUUGGUGAUCACAUACCAAGAGUACCAGGAAUUCCUUCAGUUUCAUCCCAUUCAGCAGAAAAGUCUGGUCGCGCACUGAAGAGCGAUAGUGAAGAAUCUGCUUCCGUACCAAAAAUAUCAAAGGUACAAGCUACAUCUGUACUUGUUUCCGAAUCAGCAUUAUCAGAAAGCAAGUCAGUUGUUUCAAUGCCAAGCCCUAAUGAACCAAAACCCGAGGCACAAGCAAAUACUGAAUCCGCACCUUCCAGUACUUCUUCUAUCACAGAGACUAAGGCAGCACCUGAACCAACUCAAUUGAGUGAUGCUUCUGUCGCUACCACUACAGGUGACGUAAUAUCUACACCUGCUUCAGAAAACGCUGAGGUAUCUUCAGUAACGUCUACUGAAACAGUAAAUUCGACACCCAGUGAGGAAUCUUCUACAAUAUCUGCAUCUUCACCGAUAACUGAAGCAGCGAAACAAGAAAGUGAUUUUAGUACUACUUCUGUACCACAGAAAGAUACGGAAUCGCCAGUGUCCACCUCAUUACCUGAACAGGAUUCUACAACCGCUGCUGUUGUUGAUGAACAACCAAGUUCAACUGUCGGUUCAGAAGCAGAAUCUACUUCAACUAUUGCCUCAAAUACUGAUCAACCAGCAUCAACAGAAUCAAAUGAACAAAACGUUACAACUGAAGGUCUUCAACAAUCGACCGAAAAUGAUCAAUCAACCACUGGCCCCACUACACUGAUAGCUGAAGAAAUUAGCUCAACGACUCUUUCUGCAUAA
This is a messenger RNA of Zerene cesonia (dogface butterfly), 1134 nucleotides long. Its product is annotated as flocculation protein FLO11-like. The transcript has 3 exons. Gene Ontology annotation, molecular function: structural constituent of chitin-based larval cuticle. The coding region runs from base 1 to 1134 and encodes 377 amino acids. The record is from RefSeq and is a predicted model, not a curated record. Gene Ontology annotation, cellular component: chitin-based extracellular matrix. NCBI's taxonomy places the organism in Eukaryota, Metazoa, Arthropoda, Insecta, Lepidoptera, Pieridae.